Messenger RNA from Rhinolophus ferrumequinum (greater horseshoe bat), 5902 nucleotides. It is a transcript of the gene CORIN, whose product is annotated as corin, serine peptidase. Gene Ontology annotation, cellular component: membrane. Lineage: Eukaryota; Metazoa; Chordata; Mammalia; Chiroptera; Rhinolophidae. Gene Ontology annotation, molecular function: serine-type endopeptidase activity; protein binding. Gene Ontology annotation, biological process: regulation of blood pressure; acrosome reaction; peptide hormone processing. The record is from RefSeq and is a predicted model, not a curated record.
ACCGCGCUCUGCUGACAAACAGGUCGGAUAACCUCACAGUCGGGAUGAAUUCAGGGUCAACCCCUCCCGCCACUGUCUCCUCCUCCCUUUGGGUGCCACCUUCUUUCUCUGCUGUCGAUGAGCUUCGGCUUUCCCGGCCCCUCACUCAGCGCCCUGCAACCAGUCCCCAGCACACUGUCCUCCAACGCGGUUGCCCAGCGUCCGGGACCCUCCCACGGUCAUGGGCAGGGUUUCCUUCAGUGGUCCAGUCCGGUCAGUCCGGAGACCCAACUCUCCUUGGCAGGGGCGAUGCUACGUCUCCUGCAGAGUGCCCCCUCCACCCGGCACUCUCCACGCCUCAGGUGGACGGGGCUGCACGCGGGCUCCUGGGGAGGCUGCAGAAGGAGCCGUCGGAAGCAGCCCCUUGGGGAUCCAUGACCUACUCUCCGCGCCAGCGUCGCGGACGCCCGGCAUCUGGAAGGACCGCGCAGCGGCCUCGUCUGCCCCAGAUGUCUUGGUAGCUGAUGAAGAUGACAUGGGUGAUGGCUGCUCUCAGAAGCUGACGACUGCUAACGUUCUCCGUUUCCUGUUGCUGGUUCUGAUUCCAUGUAUCUGUGCUCUCAUUGUCCUGCUAGUGAUCCUGCUCUCCUUUGUUGGAACAUUAAAAGAAGCCUAUUUUAAAUCAAAUGGGAGCGAACCCGUGGCCACUGAUGGUGAAGUUCAAGUGCCUGAUGUUAUUCUUAUCAAUACAAUUUAUAACGAGAGCACCGUGACAUCUACUAUACAACCCAAACACAUUCCAACUUGGACCACAAAUGCUUCUUUCCUGGGGGACCAAAAUCACAGGAACACAAGUGCCUGCAUGAACAUCACCCACAGCCAAUGUCAGAUGCUGCCCUACCACACCACGCUAAUUCCUCUCUCCUCGAUUGUCAAAAACACGGAAAUGGAGAAGUUCCUCAAAUUCUUCACGUAUCUCCAUCGCCUCAGUUGCUAUCAACAUAUCAUGCUUUUUGGCUGUAGCCUUGUCUUCCCCGAGUGCAUCAAUGAUGGUGAUGACAGCUAUGGACUCCUGCCCUGUAGGUCAUUCUGUGAGGCUGCAAAAGAGGGCUGUGAAUCAGUCUUGGGGAUGGUGAAUGCCUCCUGGCCUAAUUUCCUCAAAUGUUCCCAGUUUAGAAACCAAACUGAAAGCACCAACGUCAGCAGGAUUUGUUUCUCACCAGAGAAGAAAAAAGGAAAGCAAUUGUUCUGUGGAGGAGGCGAGAGCUUUCUGUGUGGCAGUGGAAUCUGCAUCCCCAGGAAACUGCAGUGUAAUGGCUACAACGACUGUGACGAUUGGAGUGAUGAGGCUCAUUGCAAUUGCAGUGAGAAUCUCUUUCAGUGUCACACAGGCAAGUGUCUUAAUUAUAGCCUUGUGUGUGAUGGAUAUGAUGACUGUGGGGACCUGAGUGAUGAGCAAAACUGUGAUUGCGAUCCCACAAAGGCGCAUCGCUGUGGAGACGGGCGCUGCAUCGCCCUGGAGUGGGUGUGUGACGGCGACCACGACUGCAUGGAUAAGUCGGACGAGGUCAAUUGCUCCUGUCACAGCCAGGGUCUGGUGGAAUGCAGAAAUGGACAGUGCAUCCCCGGCACUUUCCAGUGUGAUGGAGAAGAGGACUGUAAGGAUGGAAGUGACGAGCAGAACUGCAGUGAGGGUCGGACUCCAUGUCAAGAGGGUGACCAAAGAUGCCUCUAUAAUUCCUGCCUUGACUCAUGUGGUGGUAGCUCUCUUUGUGACCCGAGCAACAGUCCAAAUAACUGUAGUCAAUGUGAACCAAUUACAUUGGAACUCUGCAUGAAUUUGCCCUACAACCAUACAAAUUAUCCGAAUUACCUUGGCCACAGGACUCAAAAGGAAGCAUCCAUCAGCUGGGAGUCCUCUCUUUUUCCUGCACUUGUUCAAACCAACUGUUACAAGUACCUCAUGUUCUUUGCUUGCACCAUCUUGGUACCCAAGUGUGACGUGAAUACAAGCCAACGUAUCCCCCCUUGCAGGACACUGUGUGAGCACUCCAAAGAGCACUGUGAGUCUGUUCUUGGGAUCGUGGGCCUACAGUGGCCUGAAGACACAUAUUGCAAUCAGUUUCCAGAGGAAAAUUCAGACAAUCAAACCUGCCUAAUGCCUGAUGAAGACGUGGAAGAAUGUUCACCUAGUCACUUCAAGUGUGGCUCAGGACGGUGUGUUCUGGCUUCCAGAAGAUGUGACGGCCAGCCUGACUGUGACGAUGACAGUGACGAAGACAACUGUGGCUGUAAAGAGAGAGAUCUUUGGGAAUGUCCAUCCAAUAAACAGUGUUUGAAACACACAUUCAUCUGUGAUGGGUUCCCAGACUGUCCUGAUAACAUGGAUGAAAAAAACUGCUCAUUUUGCCAAGAUGAUGAACUGGAAUGUGCAAACCACGAGUGUGUUUUACGGGACCGGUGGUGUGACGGUGCAGCCGACUGCUUAGACAGUUCAGACGAAUGGGACUGUGUGACCCUCUCUGAAAACGCAAACUCCUCUUCAUUCCUGACUGCUCACAGAGCUGCCACAGCACACCACGUGUGUGGGGAUGGGUGGCAGGAGACCCUGAGUCGGCUGGCCUGCAAGCAGAUGGGUUUAGGAGAACCAUCUGUGACGGAAUUAAUACCGGAACAGGAACAAGACCAGCAGUGGCUGACAUUACACUCCAGUUGGGAGACCCUCAACGCGACCACUUUGCAUGAACUUCUGGUAAAAGGGCAGUCUUGUCACAGUAGAAGUAAGAUUUCUCUUCUGUGUACUAAACAAGACUGUGGGCGCCGCCCUGCUGCCCGAAUGAACAAGAGGAUACUUGGGGGUCGGACGAGUCGCCCUGGAAGAUGGCCCUGGCAGUGUUCCCUGCAGAGUGAGCCCAGUGGGCACAUCUGUGGCUGUGUUCUCAUUGCCAAGAAGUGGGUUCUGACUGUCGCCCACUGCCUUGAGGGGAGAGAGAACGCUGCCAUUUGGAAAGUGGUGUUUGGCAUCAACAAUCUUGACCACCCCUCCGCGUUCGUGCAGACGCGCCUGGUGAAGACCAUCAUCCUGCACCCUCGCUACAGUCGGGCGGUGGUGGACUAUGAUAUCAGCAUAGUUGAGCUAAGUGAAGAUGUCGACGAAACCAGCUACGUCCGGCCAGUCUGCUUACCCAGCCCGGAGCAGUCGUUACAACCCGACACCUACUGCUAUAUCACAGGCUGGGGGCACAUGGGCAACAAAAUGCCCUUUAAGCUGCAAGAGGGAGAAGUCCGCAUUAUUUCUCUGGAGCAGUGUCAGUCCUACUUUGACGUGAAGACCAUCACCGCCCGGAUGAUCUGUGCUGGCUAUGAGUCUGGCACAGUUGACUCGUGCAUGGGUGACAGCGGUGGACCUCUUGUUUGUGAGCGGCCUGGAGGUCAGUGGACAUUAUUUGGUUUAACUUCGUGGGGCUCUGUCUGCUUUUCCAAAGUCCUGGGGCCUGGAGUUUAUAGCAAUGUGUCAUACUUCGUUGAAUGGAUUGAGAGACAAAUAUACAUUCACACCUUUCUCCUAAACUAAUUUCAAACUGCCAGCGACACUCAAAGAAAAUGACCUUCUUGACUGUGGAGAGCUUCCUGCAGAGAACUGUACAGAAGUACUUCCCCUGAGCUGGGAUGCUCAACAAUUUGCACUGCAAAUUUUCAUGUUUGUUUUGGUCUAAUGCAGUUCGACUUUUCUUUUUCAGCUUUAUUUUUCUUAUUUCAAGUUCAAUGAAAGUGUUUUUUAAAAAAGAAGCAAAGCAGAUUUUCUUCUUUUGUCAACCUAACUUUGUAGCACCAAAUUAUCAACUCUGGCGAGUUAGGAUAAUGCAGGCGCUAGGGUAACAGGUUAUAAAGUUCCCUCUUAUUCAUUCACAAUAGGACAUUGAGAUCCAGGCUGACUGAUCUUUGGCAGCUUUUGUUUCUCAAACACAGUAGCAUAGUGGCAACUUUCAAUAUUAACAUUGGAAACUUGCUUUUGAUUUAUAAAAACCAAGGUAAUUUUACAUGCUUAAAUUAUUUACUAUUAUUCUUCUAAAGUCUGCAAAAUUCUGAGCACUUAUGAAAGACAAGUCAGAGGUAAAAGAUAAGUAGCAUCCUUAUAGGUAGCUGAAGUAGCAAGACAUAUUGAAUGCAAAGUUCUUUAGACAUCAGUUGACACGAGUAGACAAAGCACUUGACAUUAUAGGAUUGCCCAUUCUGAACUUAAAUCAAGAUUUUAAUUCGGUAGAAAAGUCUCCAUAGAACCUUCCCAUGACUGGGGUCUAUUCAGUGUAUAACAGUUAGCCGCCUGAGAUUUCAACAACUAGGAAAAUAUUCAUGGGAAAUAUUUUGUUUCACCCAUGUGACAAUGAAUCUGAGAUUAAGCUUUGACAAAGGAGAACUUGCUUUAGACUGGAGAGAUGCAAUUUAAAAAAAAAAUAAAGUUAAAUCACACACCACCCCCAAUUAAGUAUUUUCCAGUUUCCUUGUGUCUGUCCAUACCAAUAAAGUACAGAAAUUUACUUUAAGCACAGGAAAACUUUGCAUAACAUUUUGUAAUUUUCCUUGAAACAUGUUUAAUAUCUGGUGUUGCCAUAUGUUCCCAUCAAUAAUUAAAACAAAAUUUUAAAGAUGCUUUUAAGCACUAGACCACUUUACGCACACCGAUUUCUGAAGUAAUUAGUGGCUAAAGUAUUUUUCCAUACGAAAGGCUUCAAAACACUAAUCUUCACACAUACUUAAUUUAAUUAGUCGGGCAUCCAUUUGCAACAUCCAAAUGACCUUUGAACAAGUAGGAUUCCCUACUAAGCUCCACCAGCAACCUAGACUGCCUCAGCAUUCCACUUAGAGACUACCUACAAUUUUAUACGUGUAUUUUUGUACUCUUUUCUUAUGUGUACACAUAUUUGAAAUUCAAAAAGUUGUCUUGACACUUUCCAGAUUAUUGACAUGUUCUGUAGUUUGUAUAAACCUACUGAGAAUGUGAAACAGGAAUUGAAUUUUGGUCACAAUUGUAUGAAAGUUUAAGAACCUAUGUCAGUUUUGUUACAGUUGUAGGUAUAUACUUGAUGUAACAACUUUUAGCCUUGCUCAACUUAUGUGCAGUGAAAUGUACAUACUGUACUUAUUUUAAAUAGCCAUUAAUACAAAUAAAAUGGUAUAAUCUUUGUUUUUGAUGGAUAUGGAGCAUGGAUAACAAGUCCCAGAAAACUCUGUCUCCCACUACAAUAGUUGGCACCCAGCUUCCCACCAAUCAAAAUUUACCUUGUAUCUUACUCUCACAGGCACAUACUCUUAUAUUUUAGAUGACAUAGGAUUCUUUGAUUAGUCUGAAAUUAGAAGUUGCUAAUAGUCUCAAUUCUCUAUUGAGUAUCCAAGGAAAACUUUAACCCUGGUAAGAGUGUAAGGAUAAUUAAUGUCUACAGUACAUUUUUGGAAACUGACCCAAGUCUUUCACAAGCCUUUUGUGGUAAAAUUCUAUCAAAAUGUGUUUUAGUCAAUUUUUCUUGACUAGGAGCAAUGAAAUAAUGUUGGGUCCCCCCCAAAUUUGGUGAAAUAUGCUAAAUACCAAAAUGCAACAGAUCACAUCAGCUUGGGUAACUUGUGUGAGAGUUAUUCACUUGUAAAUGAGACCUCUUAAUGGUUUAAUACAGACCCCAGUUCUCAUUCAUCUGAGGGCCAGAUGUUUAAGAAUCCAGAAUUUCUCAAAAUUUAAAAAUUACACUUUAGGGGGUGGACGGAUGGCUCAGCUGGUUAGAGCACAAGCUCGGGGCAACAGGGCUGCCGGUUCAAUUCCCACACGGGCCAGUGAGCUGUGCCUUCCGCAACUUGAAUGAAGUUAAUGAGCUGCCGCCGAGCUCCCGGGUGGCCAGAUGGCUUAGUUGGUUGGAGCGCGGGCUCUCAACCA